AUGUUCGGCAAAUUCAUCUCCGAAACGUACAACAAAGUAAAGAGCAAGGCAGAUGAAGUGAGAUUACACGUAAGCGUUCAAGCGAUAAAGGCGAAGGAAGUUUUCGGACUGGUCAAACCAACAACUGUAGAACAACUGGAGGUUUUACUAAACUAUGAAUUGCAGCAAAUAGACACAGCCGAAGCCUUAAUAGAAACAUAUAAAAAAUGGAUAUACCAUUUAUCUCAAUCGGAAAAAAGUGACGGUAUAAGGUACUACAAAAAUGUCAAUCGGGGCAACGAGAAGAGGGGGUCAGGAAACUCGACAGGGAACAUGACAGUAAACACGACAGCAAAUACCACAGCAAACACGACCAUCCCCUCCUUCACCAACAGUAAUGAAGAACAGAAAGAUAACCCCUUCCAAGUGAAAGUAAAAAGCGAACUUACCCUAUCAAAUAGCAACAUCACUAGUGCGUGUAACAGUGACCUUAUCGAUGCGUAUGACUCCUACUGCAAUAGCGAGGAUGAACCUGCGAAGAGGGAGACAAAUCUUGACAUGCAGGAUCAGAAUAGCGCAGGAAUGGCCACUCCAGCUAAGUUAAACGAUAUCAUUGAUGCGGAGUCGAAAAGCAACGUAAAGUUAAGCAGCCAGGAGAGUCUUCCCAAUGUUGGAAGCAACACGGUACACGAAACGAUCAACACGGACAAGCAUAAAACGAACACGACAAACAAGUGCCAACCCAACCAGAACCCAAACAAUGAACAGCUAGAUAGCUACAUCUACGAUGAUCACUACGGAUACAAUUUUAAAGAAUUUUUUCUAAAGAGUAACAUAUUGGAAAAAUCUAUAAGCCUUAUUUUAGAAAAAAGAGAAAUUAGAUUAUCGCUAGUUGGACCCAUAGAAAAAGACGAUUUGGAAAAUCCAAGAACCACCAUUCUCACCAUGUUCAGUCACUGCCUCAUUGGAAAUCAGAAGCUCCAUAAAGAUAUCCUCUUCAUUAUACUAACAACGGAUAAGCUAUUUGACAACCAUAAAGAAUUAUUUUUAGAACUACUAGCUGUUCUGAAAUAUGACUACUUAGAUGUAUACCUGAUGAAUAUUAGGAAAAUCAUAUCAGCUGAGGUUCUUUCGUUGAAGAAUAAAAUCCAGAUGUACGAUUCGCAACUCAUCAACGUUAGUAAACUUUCCUCCUUGGAUAUCCUCAGCCCGAAGACCAGCAUCUCCUCCAUCGACUUGGACAAGGAGGAGGGGCACUCCCAGCAGAACACAUCACCACACACGGAAAAACCAAACCUUGAGGUGCAACCCCCCGCAUUCAGUUUCGAAAGUUUGGACAGCCAACCGGUUAACGUGCAGAUAAAAAUCGGUUCUGAAGAGUUGCCUGGAGAGGCACACUCACACGGAACAGAGAAAAAAACAAACUCAGAUAACCAAACCAAUGACAAAAGUGCAUUCGAGAGGGAAUCCAAAUUGCAAAACGAACCCCCCGCAGAUGAAAAAGAAAUUAUCGAAUCGAACAAAAUGCAGCAGAUAAAAAUACUAGCAUCAGCCAAACUGAUAGAAUUACACAAAAUGUUGCAAAGGAUCCUUCAAGUAGCAACAGAAAAUAGACAAAAGAGAAAAGUGGAAAUUAAAGUAAAAUUGGAAGAGUUGAAGAAAAUAAUGGAGGUGUGCAAAAAGGAUUGCGAAAUAACUCUGCACGACACGGAAGAUUCUAAAGUACAUAUAGAAAAUGUAUACAUAAAAGAAGUAGAUCUAAGAACCAACAAUAUCAACGAAACACAACAACAAGUAGAUCAGAUGAAGAACGAAAUAGAGGAACUUUUAAAAAAGAAAAAGGAAAUAUUCAAUGAGUAUCAACUUAUAUGCAAUGAAAUAAACACAAAGAACAAACAGCUAUCAGCAGUAUUGUCCAAUUUAACAAAUUAUAAGAAGGAACUAAAUCAAGCCGAAGUGGAAUAUUUAAAUAAACUGUCAAACACAAAUAAAGCCAAACACAUGCACCAGGAGAGGAAAUUAUAUAUAUCCAACUUGGACAACAUAUCAGAUGAAAUUUUAAAGGAAUAUGAAAAUUCGACCUACAUAGGUACAGAGGAAUUGGUGUCCAAAACGAGGAAAAUGAAGAAGCCCCUAAGCAAAGUUAUCACUAACCAUUUAAUUUAUUUGAAAGAUAAACUUUUCCUACUAAAUGCAUUAUUAAAAUUUUAUGUGCAGCGGGUGAAGUUCCUCCUGGGGGAACAGCACACCGGGGAAGAAGCAACGCAGGGGCAGAGUACCGAUCAGUUCGUUCCUUCUGAAGGGUGCGACGAGUGCAGAAAACUAAAACUGAUCAAAUAUAAAAAAUGCUACUUCAAAAUUAUCGAGCAAAUAAGCAAAGUCUGGGUUGCCAUACAAGAAUUUUACGAUCUCAAUAAAGAGAACAUAGAAGAUACUGAGGGGGACUGCCCCGCCGAUGCGGUAUAUCAGCAGAUUAAUGACCUAUACAAUUACAGCAAGCAGUUUAUCGUGCAAAAUGGCCCCAUCAUUUCGUCAAUCUGA
Messenger RNA from Plasmodium coatneyi, 2520 nucleotides. RefSeq lists its product as uncharacterized. The record is from RefSeq and is a predicted model, not a curated record. The coding region runs from base 1 to 2520 and encodes 839 amino acids. The transcript is spliced from 2 exons. Lineage: Eukaryota; Apicomplexa; Aconoidasida; Haemosporida; Plasmodiidae.